AUGGAGUACUCCGCUGAUCAAGAACGAGAGAUGCAAGAGCAUCACCACCGAGGCCACCGGAGGAGCGCCGGAACUGGAGCACCUGAUGGUUCUCCCUCCUCCGCGACGUGCAAUCCGAUCAGGACUGCUUGCGGCAUGGUCCGAUCCCUGAUGCCGUCCUUCUUCAGCCGCGGCCCGCCGCUUCCGCUUCCGCUUCCGCCGUUGCCGCCGGCGAGGGUGCACCAAGUCUGGCCUGGAAGAAACGUGUUUUUCUUGGAUGGGCGCGUGAUCUGCGGCCCCGACCCGCGGGGCCUGAUCCUGUCAAGCAUGGCACUUCUCCUUUCAGAAUGGAUUUUCUUGGCCCGUGUCAUCGAUUCGUCGUCCCCGCACCGGAUCCUCAUCCCUGCGUCCUCCUCCCUCAUCCUAUUGGCAGCUGUCAGUACAUAUGAACACAACCUCGUCGAACAGUUCACGAAUGCGACUGCUAGUUUGCUGCUUGCUGCGACAAGCGACCCCGGAAUCAUACCAAGAAACCAGGCAUCACCGUCGUCUGAAGAAGAUGGAGCAAGUGCUGCCAGGUUCGUCGCCGUCAAUGGUGUCGUCAGGUUGAAGUUCUGCGAGACCUGCAAGAUCCACCGCCCUCCAAGAAGCUCCCACUGCGCCGUCUGCGACAACUGCGUCGAUAAAUUCGAUCACCACUGCCCCUGGAUAAGCCAGUGCAUAGGACUGAGAAACUACAGGUUCUACAUGCUGUUGCUGUGCUCGGCGUUGGCGUUCUACACGUUCAUGUUCGCGUUCACACUUCAUGACAAUCUGUGCCCUUGGGUGCCUUCUAGCCUUCCAUGCAUUCCUCGUAGCCAAGAACACGCUGAACAAACGAUUAUUGCUCAUAUAUAUGGUUCAAUGGUGAUCCAUUUAGAGAAGUAA
This is a messenger RNA of Panicum virgatum (switchgrass), 906 nucleotides long. RefSeq names its product probable protein S-acyltransferase 5. Gene Ontology annotation, molecular function: protein-cysteine S-palmitoyltransferase activity. Gene Ontology annotation, biological process: peptidyl-L-cysteine S-palmitoylation; protein targeting to membrane. The record is from RefSeq and is a predicted model, not a curated record. The coding region runs from base 1 to 906 and encodes 301 amino acids. The transcript is spliced from 6 exons. NCBI's taxonomy places the organism in Eukaryota, Viridiplantae, Streptophyta, Magnoliopsida, Poales, Poaceae. Gene Ontology annotation, cellular component: Golgi apparatus; endoplasmic reticulum.